Molecule: messenger RNA, 3693 nt
Organism: Cataglyphis hispanica
Lineage: Eukaryota; Metazoa; Arthropoda; Insecta; Hymenoptera; Formicidae
Exons: 4
Coding region: 548-934 (128 amino acids)
Source: RefSeq, a predicted model, not a curated record
GUAUAACGUAGAGAAAGUCAGUCCCAACGUUGGCGCUGCAACAGACGUAUAGGACGCGCCUCCUUGCAAAAGCCGCCCUUACUUCUCCCACCCUCCUCCGGUACCAUCCGCGACAUAUUCUGAUUAUUAAUCGCUCGGGGAAUCUAUACGAGAGAGAGAGAGAGAGAGAGAGAGAAAUACAGAAAGAUCAGCGCGGUUAUCUCGCGGCCCGUAUCAUUCCCGCGAGGGACAAGUAAAUAUUUUGAAAGACAAGAAAGAAAGAGAUUUGUUUAAACAGAGUGAGAUUGAUCCACCUGGAAUUGGAGUGAAGUAAUCAGAGGGGGAGUGAUCGACGACGAAGGAAGCGGAUCAGUGCACGCGGUGUCCUUUCUUCGUUUUUCGCGCGGGCCAUCGUCCCGGUCCCCGCCCUUACCGGGUGACUCCAUCAGUCCGAUCUCCCGCCAGGACCCGGAGGAGACGUUCCAAAGUGGCCGGGUGACGGCCCUUCUUCCCUGCUUUGUCGCGGGUGCAUCGUAUAUCCUUCUCCGCAGACGUCCCGGUCGCCAGCAUGCUUUCGUCCUCGAGGGUUUUCCCGCCGAUUCUCGCCGUGGCGCUCGUCGUCUGCAUCGGCGCCGUGCACGGUAUUAGAUGUUACAGAUGCGGACAGUACAACGAGGGAGUCGGCAGCAUUACACCGUGCCUUAAUUACACCGCACAGAUGCUGAUGGAAUGCUCGUCCGCGGAGGAAUGGUGCAUCAAAUACGUCAGCGAAGGAUCGACCGUACGGGACUGCGUGAGUCAGUGCGUGGAGAAAGAGGCCUGGAGCACGAGGACGUAUUGCUGCCAGCAGGACGGCUGCAAUUCCGGGCCGUCGUUGACAGCGUCGAGCAGCGCGUACUUCGUCCUGGCAAUCUCGCUGGCGAUCCUCCUGGUGUGCCGAAGCCUCCGUGGCUAAUACGUCAUCCCGCAAGACGGAGGAUCUGAGCGUCACACGGAGCCACAAUAGGUCCUUCAAUCACACAAACUUGCAUCGGGGGGGUUGAGGGGUGUUGAGAGUUGCACUUUGCGUCUCAAACGUUUGCGGCGAACGAUCGAGGCUUCCUAUGUGGUAUGGCGGAACUCGCGGAGACGACAGUCGUCCUUUCCGGUCUUUGGAUCUUCUCGACAAAAAGUCAGAUUACAUUCCGUUAUUUAUUUUACCGUGCACUCUCAACGUGCGCUUUCUUCUUCCCGAUAUCGUUCGACGCAUAUUUAAUUAAAGUUCAUGACAGUUGUAGUCCAGUCAGAGUGAAUAAUGCAUGCCAAUGACACUUGAAAAAGAUUCCGUUGAUUUGAUGAGAUUUGAAGAACCAAUUAUCAGUUAAAAAUAAGCCUCGUUCACCUGUUGCUUUUGUCGACCCACAGAUUGAUCGAUUUCCUAUUUUUAUUUUGAUAAAACGCUGAUAUAAUAUUUAAAGUUGACACUUCAUAAAAACUUUACAUCUAUCAUUCAUAUGCGGAUAUGACACUCAAAUAUUCACUCUUUAAACAUCUCCAUACUUAUUACAUAUUUCCUGAAAAUUCUUCCUCUCCAGGAUGUUUUUACAUCAAAAUUAAAAUACUAUAAGAUCGAAUUCACAACAUAAAAAAAAAAUAUAUAUAUAUAUGUAAUUAUUCUGUUCUAAAAUUCAAUUUUUUAAGAAAAUUUUUAUAUAGAUGUAUUUAAAGUGUUUAAAGUGUUUAAAAACCGUAGAAAAUUAUGAAUAAUAAAUAAAGCAUCAUGAUUAUUUAUUCAAACAUUAUUCUUGAACUAAUAAAUUUCUUUUUUCCACGUUACCACAUAUUUUCGCGGAUGUUCAGCGAAUCUCGCUUUGCAUUAAAAUCCCAUCUUCGUACGAGAUCCUUAUCAAAUACAAUUUAUUUUACUUCCAGGCAAUAUUAGCUUCUUUAUUAAAUCGAAAUAACAUGUACAGAGCUGUCUGAAAAAUAUCUUGAUCAAUGAAAGAAAAUUCCAAAAAAAAAAAAUGGAUUGUUCACAAUUCCUCGUUCAAUAAAUAAUCGGAACAAUAACAAUGAUUUUAACUCUUGCGACUUGAGGACGAUAAAGCGAAUAGUCAUCAUUGUAUCGCGCUUAUCCGCUUUCAUGGUAGCUUUACGGUGCGAUCCGACUUUGUAGACGCGCAAUUGAUCUGCUUCUUUUUGCACUAUUUUUGAAAUUUUUUUUUGUAAGCAAAAUGGUUUUCUGUAAUCAUCCGAAUUAAUAGAUGGAUCAUUCAAAACUGCUCAAACAAUUGAAUUUUUAAAUAAGAGAUUUAUCCUUCAAAUUCUUAUUUGCAGAAAAAAAAAUAAUUUUUUAUAGUUUCUCUGCUUUAAACGGCAAGAAAAAUACAGAUGAAAGUGCGGGAAGCUCAAAGACAUUUUAUGUAUGUAUCGUUCUCCGCAUCACGAUUUUUUUAUUCUUCGAGUUCUCGCCGAUCAGCUUUCUGUCGAGGAAACGCCAUUCUGUCGAGGGUGGUCUUCGGAUUGAAUUUAUUCAAAAAGUUUCGGCGUCCCAUUUUUCGUCGGGCGUUUUAUCGACGCUUCUUCCAUCCACCCCUUCGGCCUCGUACACGCGAGUUUAAUAAUAUCGGGUUGGCGGGCCGAAAAAGGGACGAUCGAGAAGUAUAGGAGGCGAUUUAUCAAUAUUUUAUACGAACGUCACGUGAUGAGUUUUAUAAAUAUUUUGACGCAUCCUCUUUCAUUGUGGAUACCGCGCUUUUUCAGGCCACAAACGUGCAAGAAUACCUUGUGAUAUUUCAUUAUAAAUCCGUUUUGAAACUCGUGUGAUUCUUUGAAAUUCUUUUCAUGGAAAAAUCGCGUUGUCAACAAUACACAACAGCUGAUCCGUUUAAAGAGAUUAAAAUGGCCAAGGGAAACACCUUCCAACUAUAAAAUACAAAUAAUCUAACAAAAAAGAUGAUCUCAUUCAUAUUAAACAAUUUUGAAAAAAAAUAAAGUUUGUAAUUUUUUUGCUUUUUCCUUACGCUUUUAAAAUAUUUUAAAUUUUUGAAGAAUAAAACGCGGAGCGCGCUUUGAAAAUAUGACACGCGUGAAAAGAGCCGGGACAACUAAAGUUACCGUGAUAUGUUUUAAUAGGUAUUAUUUAUGGCCGAAGGUGUCAGGAUGUCAAUAUCGUUCGGGAACAUUGCUUUUUCAUGAGCAUCUUUCAAAACAGUUAAUCCCUGAUAAUCCUUUUUGACGCCGAGGCGACGUUAUCGAUUGUACCGUAUAUCUCUAUGCGAAGCCUCUACUAUUAUGAGAAAGCGCCAUGAUGAUAAAAAGAAUUUGACCUUUUGCGACCCGAUUUUUUUCCAUUAGCCUUGUAAAGCCGAUUAUUGUUCAAAAGAUAAACUUUGUUAUCUUGGAAGAAGAAAGCACGCAGUGAGAGAGAGGUUUCAAACUCGUUUGCUUGCAAACGAUCGUAGUUUUACGUGAUUUCAUGUUAAAUGAAGAAAUAUUUCUCGGGCACAAGGAAGAGAAGACACUACGAGAGUCUAAAAAUACGAAAAACGUGUUACUAAUGCAUGAUAGAUCAAAAAAUGAAUGGGUUAUCUACAGAGAAAACGCACAAUAAGUCUAAUCUUGAACUUGUCUGAUAAAACAAGUAUCUCAGAAAUUCAUUCUUUUUCUUUCAGCGCGCGUUUUAUUCUUUGAUGUCAAAAAAAUUUCUCGGUUUAUAUAUAUAUAUAUAUAUAU